Scomber scombrus (Atlantic mackerel) is the source of this 1406-nucleotide messenger RNA. RefSeq names its product COP9 signalosome subunit 8 (gene cops8). Gene Ontology annotation, biological process: protein deneddylation; COP9 signalosome assembly. The record is from RefSeq and is a predicted model, not a curated record. NCBI's taxonomy places the organism in Eukaryota, Metazoa, Chordata, Actinopteri, Scombriformes, Scombridae. Gene Ontology annotation, cellular component: COP9 signalosome.
GUCGGGUCAGCUAGGCAUCAUCAUGCCUGCAGCUGUGAUUAUGGAGGAAAAUUUUGAUAAAUUAUUGGAGCAGUGUGAAGCCCAAGAGCUCGAGGCUCCAGGGGGCAUCGCGACACCUCAAGUCUACACUCAGUUGCUGGCGCUCUAUUUACUACAUAAUGACAUAGCGUACCAAACCGAAGAAGUUGUUUAUCGAACAUCCUCUAAUGAAAGGAACAAUGCCAGGUAUCUAUGGAAGCGGAUUCCCCCAGCAAUAAAAACGGCAAACCCUGAAUUACCAGCUGUUUGGGCUGUUGGCCAGCGCAUUUGGCAGCGAGACUUUCCAGGAAUCUACACAACCAUCGCAGCUUACCAGUGGUCAGAGAAUAUUCUUCCGGUCAUGGAGGCCCUUCGAGAGAGCACAAGACAAAGGGCGUACGCGCUAGUGGCCCAGGCAUAUACUUCCAUCACAGCAGAAGAUUUUGCAGCCUUUGUGGGCUACUCUGUGGAAGAGGCAGUAAAGGGUGUUGUGAGCCAGGGCUGGCAGGCCGACCCCGCUACCAGGAUGGUGAUGCCCAAGAAGCCAGGAUAACCCGCCACAACCACUGCCACCCUUUUUCGCCUGCUUGGUACAAAGGGAGAACACAAGUUUGCAUAGACUCUUCCUCCUUCCUACAGCUUGCAAAGUCCCACUCCCUGAAAAUGAUGUACCAAAAACACACCCAUCAUCGUGUAGGAUUGUUGCAAGCUCUUCUCCACGACCUGCCUAUUUAUGUUCAGUGACUAAUAUAGCAUCUUGACAAUUGGCUACAAUGUUGUAUUAUAUAUAUAUAUUUUUCAGUUCUUUGCAACCUGGCUGAUGCAGAAAUUCUGAUCUGAAUUUCAAAGGAAGUGUCACAGGAAAUAAUUUUCAUCACUGUCAAUAAGUUUUUUCAUUGCUAAACACAACAGAAUAAAUACACAAAGCGGUAGGUACACAAUGGCCUUUCUGUCUCAGCACUUAAAGGUUUUCCUGAAACAAAUUUUGUCAGGUAACAGAAGUCUUGGCAUGCAUGCAUCACUGUGUGGAGUAGGGCUGCAACUAACGAUUAUUAUCUGAUCAUUUUCUCAAUAAAUCGUUUAUUACACGAAAUGUUAAAACAUUGUGAAAAGAAAUGUCAUUCACAAUUCAACAGAGGCGACAGUGAUGUAAUUAAUUUGCUUGUUUUGUCUGACUUAAAUGUUUAGAUAUACAAUUUACUGUCAGAUAUGACAUGGACAAGCAGCAAAUAAUCACACUUGAGGAGCCAUCAAACGUGUGGCAUUUUCUUUCUGGAAAAAUGACGGAAACGAUGAAUCAACUACUCUUGCAGCUCUAGUAAGGAGUUCAGUACUCAGACCUCGUAUUUGAAGUUUAUGUUUUGACUGGUGAAUAAAUAUUUUGCUGU